This is a messenger RNA of Quercus robur (English oak), 2154 nucleotides long. Its product is annotated as protein ASPARTIC PROTEASE IN GUARD CELL 2-like. Gene Ontology annotation, biological process: proteolysis. The record is from RefSeq and is a predicted model, not a curated record. Gene Ontology annotation, molecular function: aspartic-type endopeptidase activity. Bases 342 to 1610 code for a protein of 422 amino acids. The transcript has 2 exons. Lineage: Eukaryota; Viridiplantae; Streptophyta; Magnoliopsida; Fagales; Fagaceae.
CUCUCCAUAUCUCUCGCUCAUCGUCUCAUCCGCCUGCCUCUUCCAGUCCCAGCCACAAAAGUCUUCAUCUCACCUCUCUCUCUCCCCUCAACGUCCGCCACUUGCUGCCGCCGCUUGCUGCCGCCACAACUAGUGCUUGAUGCCGCGUUUUUUGGAGUUUCACCCUCUCCUCUCUCCUCUUUGUCACAACACAAAACCCACAACACAAAAUCCACCACCAUUUCAGCUUUUUAUCUUCAAGCAUCUCUGUUUUUGCUGCCACCCAGGUCAGAUCUUCAAGGUGUUGUCUCUGCCUUCAUUUCCCGGUGGUCGAUUACUCUAUUAGACUUCGCAGGUACACUAUGGCAUUCAUUGUGAUCAUUUUAAUUCUAGCUGGGAUCACCACAUUCGCUUCCACCACCACCACAACCAACUCCACCAAGCUAGAGCUGCUACAUAGAGAAAGAAAUGACAACUAUAGCCAUUGGUUUCAACAAAGAAUGAAACGUGAUGCCAAAAGGGUUGCGUACCUUAUGAAUCACAUGGAGCAAGUCGAUUUUGUGGGAGAAGUUGUUUCUGGUGUGAAUGAAGGAGUUGGUGAGUACAUCAUUCCGAUAGAGAUAGGUUCCCCACCAAUAGCCCAACAUGUAAUCAUGGACACUGGGAGUGACCUAAUCUGGGUACAAUGCCAAAAGUGCCAGCAAUGCCAUAGCCAAUUUGACCCUAUUUUUGAUUUGGCACGAUCUUCUAGUUACACAGAAAUACCAUGUGAUUCUUCAGCUUGUGAUAGACUCAAUGGAAAGCAGGAUUGUGAUCACGAGCGUAGUUGCUCAUACCGGGCAUCAUAUGCUGAUGUGUCUGAGUCCAAGGGAACCCCUGUGUUUGAAACUAUAGUGUUUGGGGACGUCAGAAUCCUAAACAUGGCUAUAGGGUGUGGUUAUACGAACAAGGGCACAUUUGGUCAUCAGGCUGGGAUUAUGGGAUUGGGAGCUGGACCCUUAUCCCUUGUGUAUGAGAUUCCAGUUGGUGGAUUUUUCAGCUAUUGUUUACCCAGCAGAGACAGCCAGGUGUCUGGAUCACUUGUGAUAGGAAAAGAAGUUAUCUCAACAGGUUCUGUAUGGGUUUCUUUGCUUUCCAGCAUAAAGAACCCAAGUUUUUACUAUGUUCGGAUGAUAGGGCUUGGAGUCGGAGGCAUUCGGCUACCUAUUUCCGAAGAUAUUUUUCAUCUAACAGAAUUAGGUGAUGGAGGAGUGAUCAUAGACUCGGGGACCACCGUGAGUAGAUUUCCAAAAGUAGCUUAUGAAGCAUUCCGUGAUGCUUUUAUUGCACAAACCAUGGACAUCCCUCGAGCACCCGGAGUGGAUUUGUUUGAUACUUGUUUUAGCCUACCCAACACAAUAGAUGUGCCAUCAGUGUCUUUCCAUUUCUGGAGUGAUAUUGGUGAGGUAUCACUCGUGAUUCCACCAAGAAACUUUCUUGUUGCUGUAGACAAUAUGGGAACAUAUUGUUUUGCUUUCGCUCCAUCACCUGCCUCAUUUUCCAUCAUCGGGAAUAUCCAGCAAGAGCAGAUCAAGAUUUCAUAUGAUACAGUUGGUAGAACUUUGGGAUUUGGUCCUAACCUUUGCAUGUAAGGGACAGGGUUUUUUUUUUUCAUUUUUUUUUUCAAAGAAUCAAGUGAAAGACAAUAUGUGAACUAUGUUGUUAUUAAGGCAUUAUGUGAACUAUGUUGUUAUUAAGGCAUUUAUAAAUAUAUUUAUGUUGGCUUUGCUUUCAUUUCAAGUGCUUCCCAUUAUUUGAGUUUCAUUAAACUGAUAUUACAAAAUUGUGCAAUGUAAUAGUUAUAACUGAUGGGUCAAAUUUUUAAUUCAUCAUUUAAAGUAGAAAUAAAAAAUUCCGUAGAAUUUUUCUUGGUACAAAUGAAAAAUGUAAAAUGAAGUGCUGCUUUUUUGUCACUUGAUCCAUCUUGGCAAUGCUCGAGAGGACUAGUUUCAAAGUUCAAAGAAACAGAAAGGGAUCGUGUUGGUCAUGAACCAACUGCAAAGGGCAAUGUGUGAAAUACUGUGUAAGCCAGCUAGCUCAAUUAGGCUUCUUCAUUUCAUGCAUACAAUUAUCCGAUUGUCGUUGAACAACUUUAAGGGAUUGGAGCUUGAUUGUAAAUAACUAAAUAUUGUUCAU